Messenger RNA from Pteropus alecto (black flying fox), 1038 nucleotides. It is a transcript of the gene IFI30, whose product is annotated as IFI30, lysosomal thiol reductase. Lineage: Eukaryota; Metazoa; Chordata; Mammalia; Chiroptera; Pteropodidae. The coding region runs from base 62 to 814 and encodes 250 amino acids. Gene Ontology annotation, molecular function: oxidoreductase activity, acting on a sulfur group of donors, disulfide as acceptor. The record is from RefSeq and is a predicted model, not a curated record. The transcript is spliced from 7 exons. Gene Ontology annotation, cellular component: lysosome.
UGGGUUAAAGGCUGCUCCCUCCCCCGGGCGCUCCUCCUGCAGCUGCGCCUGUGCCCAAGCUAUGAUGGCCCUGUCUCCACUCCUGCCGUGCCUGCCUUUCCUGCCGGUGCUGUUGUUGCUGCUCCAUUUCCCCGCGGCGGCGCCCGCGUCCCUGCUGGACGCACUCCCCGAGGGGUCGGCCCUCUGCAAGCAGGCCGGCGACCUUUGCCCGCAGAUGCUCCUCAGAAAAUCCUCUUCGCCACCUGUCAACGUGAGCCUCUACUAUGAGGCGCUGUGCCCAGGCUGCCGGGGCUUCCUGGUUCGAGAGCUCUUCCCAACAUGGCUGAUGGUCCUAGAGAUCCUCAAUGUCACUCUGGUGCCCUAUGGAAAUGCCAAGGAACAGAACGUCAGUGGCAAAUGGGAAUUCACGUGCCAGCACGGGGAGGAGGAGUGCAAGCUUAACAAGGUGGAGGCCUGCCUGUUGGACCAGCUGGAGAAGGACAUAGCCUUCCUGACCAUUGUCUGCUUAGAGGAAAUGGAUGACAUGGAGAACAAUCUGAAGCCGUGCCUGCAGAUCUAUGCCCCAAAGGUGUCCCCCGACACCAUCAUGGAGUGUGCAAUGGGGGACCGUGGCAUGCAGCUCUUGCACAUGAACGCCCAGCUAACCGAUGCUCUACAGCCGCCCCACGAGUAUGUGCCUUGGGUCGUCGUCAAUGGGAAACCCUUGGAUGAUAUGAGCCAGCUCCUAUCCCUCGUGUGCCAAUUGUACCAGGGUAAGAAGCCAGAUGUCUGUCCAUUCAUGACCAGCUCCCAUAGGGACGUCUGCCUCAAGUGAUAGCUGUUGCACUUGGAGGGAGCUGAUGAAGAUUGAGCUCCAUUUUUCUGAUCCUGACUCAGUGGCUUGUCAUCCAGAUAACUUACACAUUCCAUUCCAUGAAGCCCAGCCUCAACAUUUUGCCCCAAGAUCAAGAAUCUUGUCCCACUGAGAAUGGUGCUAUGUUAGAAUCAAUUUAAUAAACACUUCUGGAUGUUGUAACAUCUCUCCAUCCCCCACCCCCA